AUGACAGCUCCCGAAAAGAGUCCCAUGCACUGGUCCGCCUUUCCCGAUGUCCCAAUAUACCUCGACACAGGGAACAAUGGACGAAACAUGGGACGAACAUAUGGAACUACACCAACAACACCAACAACACCAGAGAUCAUCCCACAAAAUCGACCAACAUUUUUGAGUCCUGCACAUGCAAAUGCAGUUCCAGUUAGCCCUGUCGAGCCGAGCCCAACCACCACUAUCGAAACUUCAAGCCAUCGCUCAAUGGUCUGGCCAAUCCCUGAGCCUCCACCAGAGGUUGUUCAACAAAAUCAGACAAGACGCCCACUUCUACGGUUCUUUCCCACCGACCGUCCAAGACUUCGGCUUGAAGGGCUUGGUGCCAACGCACCAAUGCAAUAUGAUCCUGAGAGGGCCGAUAGUAAGCACUCAAGCAUACCUAAUAACGGACUUGGUAUCCACAAUGGCCCACCCAAUGCACCUCAUAUAUACAUCCAGCCUCCACCUAUUGAGAGCGAAAAGUCUGAACCAGCUACGAAUAUCGCACAACGCAUCGAAGAAAAAUUGUGGCGAUGGAAUUCAUCUGGUAAUGUCGUGGAACGAUGGAUGCUGGAGAUCGUUAGCUGGCUCAUCAGUGCUAUAUGCAUGGGAGCCAUCGUCGCUGUCCUGAUCGUACUCAGGGAUCAACCUGCCAACAAAUGGCCAUUUGAUAACAUGGGCUUAACUCUAAACGCCUUUGUAUCGAUUCUCUCUCGUAUCGCUGGCGCAGCGCUUCUUCUCCCAGUUGCGGAAGCCCUAGGCCAGUUGAAGUGGAGCUGGUUCGUGAAAGGUGACUCCAAGAAGAUGUGGGACUUUGAAAUGUUCGACAACGCUUCAAGAGGCCCAUGGGGUGCAUUCCUACUACUCAUACACACCCGUGGAAAAACUAUCGCCGCCCUUGGGGCUCUCAUUACAAUUUUUUGUCUUGCACUAGACCCAUUCUUUCAACAAGUUGUCAGCUUUCCUGAGCGUUGGACCCUGCAAAACGCAACUAGCGCUCUACCAAUAGUCAUUCGAUACGAACCACAAUAUCCUGUCGAGUACGUGAAUGGAUUGUUUACUGCUCAGUACGAUCAGGACAUCUUGGGGGUUGCAGACACUUUUUUCCUCGGUAAUGGCACCCAAGCAAUACCAUAUGGCAAUGGUACUCGCCCUGAUAUUCCACUCUCUUGCCCCACCAGCAAAUGCACAUGGCCCUCGUAUGAGACGCUCGGCAUGUGUAGUCAAUGCGUCGAGUUACCGCAGCUUCUGACCUUCGCAUGCAUGUACACACGGGUUGAUUGGACAUCUGAGCUCAACACAACAGUUUCCUCCUAUCCCAAUGCCACAGUAUGCGGGCACUUUCUGAAUGCUACAUCCGAAGAGCCAGUCCUCAUGUCAGGAUACAUGGUCGACGAAAAAGGAGAGCCCGUCGGGGAGGCUUUGCUCAUGCGCACCCUACCGCUCGUGACAAAUCCACAACGAGAGUCGCUCUGGGGUGGAUCAAUCAACUUCAAAAAUAUCCGCAAUCCACUCGAAAAUGUUUUGAUUUCCAGUUCGAUCGGCCGAUCCCAUGUCUACGCCAACGAUACACCAACUUUACACGAAUGUGUUGUGUCAUGGUGUGUAAAGACCAUCGAAUCAUCGUAUUUGUCUGGGAUAUACUACGAGAAUGUUACCUCAACUUUCUAUAAUGAAACGAACGAGGAGUUUCCAUGGAUUGCUGAGUUCGACUCAGAAACCGGCGACACCUGGACUUAUUAUAACGAAAAUGUCACAAUCUCAGCGCCUUCUACUAGUCAAAAUGUCACCGAGAACGGCUGGGGUGUCAACAAUGAGACAAUGUUGUUCACUGUCAUGGUUUUCGACCGAGUGUUCCCAGCCUUCACAACGGCCACAGAUGAUGAAAGUAUACCACUAAUCAGGUGGAGGACCGGUUCGCCAACCGACGUUCGAACCAGGGAGCCGGAAUUUAAUCCAUGGCUAUCUCCCAACAAUGUUUCGCGUCACAUGGAGCGAAUGACGACUUCAAUAACCAACGCGAUCCGAUCUUCAUCAAGCAAUGAGAUGAUACAUGGCGAAGCAUUUGAGAGAGAGGUAUAUGUCUUGGUACGUUGGCCAUGGCUAUCUCUUCCUGUUGGACUACUGCUAGUUAGUUUCGUUUUCCUGCUGGCGACGGUGAUCAAAUCUGCAUCGGAGAAAGAUCAAGUGGGAAUCAGGAAGAACUCUGCAAUUGCAACGUUACUCUAUGGACUCCCCGAUCGUUACCAGAAACGUCUCGCCAAACCCGAUCCUAAGAUGACCCCAAGAGAAAAAGCUAAAGAUCUGAAAGUAAAAUUAUCGCCAACUACAGGGUGGAGGGUAUCGGGUAAUGUCUUCACCCCAGUAACUCCAACCAUUCCGAGAAAUCUGCCACCACCAGGGUGGAUCUGAUUCGUCAUUACCAAAUUAAACUUAACUUCUUCAAAUUCUGGGGCCACCACCUGGGACGUUCGCUCCUUUCCUUGCAUCUCUCUUACUAGGACCGCCACCUGGGACGUUUGCUCCUUUCCUUGCGUCUCUCU
Molecule: messenger RNA, 2567 nt
Organism: Bipolaris sorokiniana ND90Pr
Lineage: Eukaryota; Fungi; Ascomycota; Dothideomycetes; Pleosporales; Pleosporaceae
Exons: 2
Coding region: 1-2436 (811 amino acids)
Source: RefSeq, a predicted model, not a curated record